AUGAGUAAAUAUAUUCUGCCCGUGUCUUUCUUUGGGACCGUGUUUGGCUGCGCUGUUUUACUAAAAAACCAUGUGACAGGUGGCCGAUGUAAGAGUAAAGCUACAAUUCACGGAAAGACAGUGGUUAUUACCGGAGCUAACACCGGCAUCGGCAAAGAGACAGCCCGAGAACUCGCCAAGAGAGGAGGUCGCAUUAUUAUGGGAUGUCGAGACAUGGACAAGUGCGAGGCGGCGGCGAAAGAAAUCAGAGGGAAAACGCUAAAUCCUCAUGUUUACGCUUGCAAGCUAGAUCUGGCGUCUCUGAAGUCCGUUCGGGAGUUUGCGGAACGAAUUCAAAAAGAGAAGCGCGUGGAUAUCUUGGUCAACAAUGCAGGAGUCAUGCGAUGCCCUGAUUGGAAGACGGAAGACGGCUUUGACAUGCAGUUUGGGGUUAAUCAUUUAGGCCACUUCUUGCUGACCAAUCUUCUUUUGGGGAAGUUGAAAGAGUCCAGCCCCAGCAGAGUCGUCAACGUGACCUCGCUCGCUCACGCCGUCGGGAAGAUGGACUUCGAGGAUUUGAACUGGGAGCGCAAGAAGUUUGAUACAAAGCAGGCGUACUGUCAGAGCAAGCUUGCCAACGUUCUGUUCACCAGAGAGCUGGCCAAGCAAUUACAAGGCUCAGGAGUGACGGUGAAUGCUGUCCACCCCGGCAUCGUGGCCACCGAGCUCGGGCGCCACACGGGGCUACACCAGUCCCAGUUCUCCAGCACCGUGCUCAGUCCUUUUUUCUCUCUGUUGAUUAAAAACCCGGAGCUGGGGGCACAACCCAGUGUCUUCCUGGCUGUGUCCGAGGAGAUGGAGGGAGUGACUGGACGCUACUACGAUGUGAUGACGGAGAAGGAGCCGGCGCCUGCAGCCCUGGAUGACCGAGCCGCGCAGACGUUAUGGGAAGCCAGCGUCAGACUGGUGGCUCUGGGAGAGGACACACUGAUGCAGCCGGAGCCAACCAGAUCCACGCUCCAGCCAAGUCCAGAGGAGACCGCAGCUGCCUCGGCGUCCUCCCUGGAAGUACAUUAA
Molecule: messenger RNA, 1056 nt
Organism: Knipowitschia caucasica
Lineage: Eukaryota; Metazoa; Chordata; Actinopteri; Gobiiformes; Gobiidae
Source: the annotation of a GenBank genome assembly